Messenger RNA from Sinocyclocheilus anshuiensis, 1699 nucleotides. Its product is annotated as kinesin-like protein KIF1C. Lineage: Eukaryota; Metazoa; Chordata; Actinopteri; Cypriniformes; Cyprinidae. Bases 145 to 915 code for a protein of 256 amino acids. The transcript has a single exon. The record is from RefSeq and is a predicted model, not a curated record.
GUUGACAUUAUGUUUGUGUAGGAUGAUGAUGAUGAUGACGAAUCAGAGGAACUGCUUGUGAACGGCCAUCAGGGGCGGGGCGAUGACCCGGAUGGGCAUGGCCCUCUGGAGCCCCUCCCUAAGGAGGAGCGAGUGUCACGGCUGAUGGAAGAAGACCCCGCCUUCCGGAGGGGCCGCCUGCGCUGGCUCAAGCAGGAGCAGAUGCGUCUGCACAACCUGCAGCAGCAGCAGAUCACCAAGCUGCUGCGCAGAGGGGGCGGAGCCGGAGGCGGGGCCGGGGCCGGGGAGGGCGUGGUCCACCUUCCUGGAACGGGACGCUUCAUUCCCCCUCAGGACUGCAAGCUGAAAUUCCCCUUUAAGAGCAACCCACAGCACCGGCUCUCCUGGGGCCCGAAUGCAUCCGUCACUCUGGACGAUCUCAAGGAUGAGCGCAACGAGGGACGAGGCCCCGUCCCCGGCAUGCCGUUACUUCCUCUACCGUUCCAAGUGCCGGUCGUCAUGCGCGCGCCCUCCCCCAGUCGCCCAUGGCAACCUCCCCAAUACGGCAACGGAAACUAUGGCAACGGCAAUCCGUUUCCUCAGCAACAGUGGCGCUACAGGCGCAACUCACUGGACGGCUCCACCGUGCCUGGCAACCAGGGUUACUAUAGCAACGGGCACCACAACAAUAGCGGCGCGCAGCAUUCGGGACGCGGUCACUAUCGGCGACAGUCGCCGGGUCCUUGCGCGCGCGGGGAGGGGGCGUACGCACAACCGUACAUCAAUCAUCAGUGGCCUGCUUUCCAGGCUCUACCGCACACGCUUUCCGAUCAACAGCGCGGCAGAAACCAAAAACCACAUGGCUACAUCACGCCGCCGCGCAUGAGACGGCAGUACAGCGCCCCCGACCUGAAGAGCAAAGAAACGCCCGUCUGAUGUGUGCGCGAGUCCGUCGUUUUACUGUCCUUCACUUACGAUGUCAUGAAAUACAAGCCGUGUUGUUUUGAUGGGUUAGUUAACAGUCUCGUGUAGCCAGACUAUCAGCAGAGAGUUCAUUCUGGCCAAGAACCGCCCACUUUUGACAGGAAGAGAGUGUUUGAGUGACAGUUAAGACCUGUUCGCGACGAGAGAGAGAACUAUGAUGAUGAAGGUUUAAUAUUCGCUCUUAAGGUGAGCGCACAUUUACUGUAGUUCUGCACAUUUUUGCAGGCGAAAUGAAGUCGUUUUAAUAGGAAUCUACGCGAUUGGGAAUUUCGCAUGAGAGCGAAAGAUUUCGCAACUGGUUCAAGUUGGUCUUGCUGCGUUGACCAACAAAAACUUGGGAUUGAAAGUGAUUUCUUGGAUUGUAAGAGACAAUGAUCAUUUUUUUCGUUUGCGAAAUUUUGCCAAAAAUUUGCAGAUGUGACCUUGCUUUAAACAGUGUUUUAUGUAUCAGUACACUUUUGAUUAUGGACAAAAUACUUUUUUAGUUUGUUACAUUUUGAAUAUGUUUUGCUAAUGUAACCAUCACUUAAUUAGAACUCCACAUCACAACUAUAACGAUUAGUUCCGCACAUUUUUGCAGGUGAAAUCAAGUCGUUUUAAUAGGAAUCUACGCGAUUGAGAAUUUUUCGCGGAAGAUUUCCCCACGCAGAUUUCACAACUGGUUCAAGUUGGUCUCGCAAAUUUGCUGCAUUGACCAACAAAAAGCUGCUUGGAUUGAAAGUGAUUUCUUGGUUUG